CAGCAGCUGGUUCACCCAAGGAACAGAGGGCACCGUCUCUCUUCUCCCUCCCCACAGUGGUUGGUAAGCAUUAGGUGGUGGGCGCACGUCACAGCGUUUGGAUUUCGCUCUUUGCCUUUUGGUGCCUAUUUAAACCCCACCCCUUACGGCUUACAAGAACGGAAAGAGAGAGGAAAAGAAAGGAUAGCUACGACCGCCAUUGAAUUGGAAGCAAGAGACGAACCGAUGGAACAAGAAGACGACCUCUCUUCUUCUUCUUCUUCUUCCUCCUACGCCUCCUCUUUCUACGCCAUGAGGCAGUGCCGGAUUUGCCAUGAGGAGGAGGACGAGAGCUCCGCCGCAAUGGAGUCUCCCUGCGCGUGCUCCGGCUCUCUCAAGUACGCGCACAGGGGGUGUGUGCAGAGGUGGUGCGACGAGAAGGGGAGCACCCUCUGCGAGAUUUGUCUUCAGGGUUUCGAGCCAGGCUACACAGUCCCUCCCAAGAAAGCUCCGGCCGUUGAGGUGCUGGUUACUGCCAGCGAGGACGAUGAUGAGGAGGAGGAGGAGCUGGAUGGGCACCAGGGGAUGCAGAAUGCGGCGUCCGACGGACCGAUGGACGGCCCGGAUCCCGCCGGCUGCUCAUGGUGCCGGCCGUUGGCGAUAACAGUACGAGCUGUUGCCUGGCUUGGCACAAAACUGAACCAACCGCAUUUCUGUCCGUUACCGGACAGGUCAGAGCUGUCUGUCACCUCGGUUCUGAUCUCUGAAACUUCUGUGCACGCAGUUCACCAUCAUACUGCUGGUGUGGCAUCUCAUCGCCGUGGUGACCAUCAAGGCCGCGGAGCACUGUGCCUUCAGCCUCCUCACGAUGUACAUUCUUCGGGCCGCGGGGAUCUUGCUGCCGCUCUACGCCGUCAUGAGGGUGAUCCGCAUGAUUCAGCACGGGCGGCGCCAGUACCGGUUGCAUCAGCUGCUUGAGGAGCAAAGAAGAAGGAAUGCAUCCAGGCGUAGCCAGGAGCAGCAGCAGCUUGUAAUUAGCAUUCAAUGAAUACUGCACAUACUGUAUUGCAGGGGGCAAUGUUCAAUCAAUUCCAUCAGUUGUAAACCAUUCAUAUAAAUAAAUAUUUAUAUAGUAAAGUUGAAAAUUACA
Messenger RNA from Triticum aestivum (bread wheat), 1129 nucleotides. RefSeq lists its product as uncharacterized. The transcript has 6 exons. Gene Ontology annotation, cellular component: membrane. The record is from RefSeq and is a predicted model, not a curated record. Bases 226 to 957 code for a protein of 243 amino acids. Gene Ontology annotation, biological process: protein ubiquitination. Lineage: Eukaryota; Viridiplantae; Streptophyta; Magnoliopsida; Poales; Poaceae. Gene Ontology annotation, molecular function: zinc ion binding; ubiquitin-protein transferase activity.